Messenger RNA from Rubroshorea leprosula, 1365 nucleotides. The record is from the annotation of a GenBank genome assembly. NCBI's taxonomy places the organism in Eukaryota, Viridiplantae, Streptophyta, Magnoliopsida, Malvales, Dipterocarpaceae.
CAGGCAAAGCCAACAAAGUAGCAAAUGUGUUGAGUAUGAAGUCUUUUGGCACUGCCUCUAGCAUCCUUACCACCCAGAAGGAGUUACUUAAGGAUCUUGUGAAACUAGAUGUGGAGUUGAGAGUGGACAGUACUACAGCUUAUCUAGCAGCUCUCAGUGCACAACCGGCAUUAAUUGAUAGAAUUAAAGUUGCCCAACAAAAAGAUCCUUUCUUGCAAAGGCUGUGUGUACCAAGAGAUCAUGCUUUAAGGCGUGAGAUUAUGGGAGAUACCCAUAAUACUAGUUACACAAUUCACCUAGCACAUUUCUUACCUUAUCGAACUAGCGCAUCCAUUGAGAAGCUUGCCAAUAUGUACAUGAAUGAGAGAGUCAGGGUGCAUGGAGUCCUUGUGUCUAUUGUGUCAUAUAGAGAUACAAGAUUCUUAUCUCAUUUCUGGACAAGCUUGCAGCAGGCACUUGGUACUCAAUUAAAUUUCAGCACGGCCUUCCAUCCUCAAACUGACGGGCAAUCUGAGAGAACUAUUCAGAUACUGGCGGAUAUGUUGAGGGCUUGUGUUCUAGAUUGGAAGGAGGUAGGCGAGAGAAGCAUUUUGGACCCAGAAUUGGUGCAACAGUCUUCUGAGAUUGUGCAAUUGAUCAAGGAAGGCCUUCGUGCUGCACAGAGCAGGUGUCAUCCACUUGAGGUGUCCUUAGGUGUUCAUGAUGUGUUCCAUGUGUCAUUACUUCGGAAGUAUAUUCCCAACCCGAGCCACAUCAUUGAUUCCGAACCCAUUCAACUUCGAGAAGAUCUCACUUAUGAUGAGCACCCGAUCCAUAUUUUAGAUUUCAAGGAGAGGGAAAUGCAAAGAAGGACUAUUUGUUUUGUUAAGCCGCGUGUUCUACUCUUCUUCUUCUUAUCCCCUGCACCGAACAAGGAACCCAAGCCCGACAACAUCACCCACUUGAAAAACCGAAAUUUCCAGAUCUGCUCUGAUUUGUUCCUUCUGUCCGUGCUUCGCUGUGUGUGUGGGUGUGAAUUUUCCAAAUUUCUGAUCCCAAAAAUUUCCCCUACACUUCUGUUGGCUUCCCUCAACCUGCAGCUCCGUUUUGCUUGCUGAAAAUUCUGGCUACCCAUAUUUUUACUUAUUGAGAUAUCUUAUCUCAUAGUUUUCCUUGUCCACCAUUUCAGAAAGUGAAAGCCAAGGCAUGGUUAACCAGGGAGAGUGAUGAGCUAGACGGCUAGUCAGUAUUGUGAACUUAGAUUCUUUUUGGGCUUAGGCCAUUAGCCACACAUGCUUGUCAUAGAUAUGAAAUGACAAAUCAUUUUUGUAUACUGAGUUUCCCUUGGUUAUAGCCAUGACUGUUUUAUAAACUUUUGUACAUCUG